Penicillium griseofulvum is the source of this 786-nucleotide messenger RNA. It is a transcript of the gene vip1, whose product is annotated as putative actin cytoskeleton protein (VIP1). Lineage: Eukaryota; Fungi; Ascomycota; Eurotiomycetes; Eurotiales; Aspergillaceae. The coding region runs from base 1 to 786 and encodes 261 amino acids. The record is from RefSeq and is a predicted model, not a curated record. Gene Ontology annotation, molecular function: RNA binding. The transcript has 3 exons.
AUGUCUCACGCCACUGUUCACGUUUCUGGCAUCUCGUCAACAACCUCCGAGAAGGAGGUUCGUGACUUCUUCAGCUUCUGUGGAAAAAUUGUCACCCUCUCUAUUACCCCAGUUUCUGGUGAACCCGACGCUCAAAAGUCCGCCACCGUGACUUUUGAAAAAGAAGCCGCUGCCAAGACUGCCCUCCUCCUAGACCAGACUCAACUAGGCACCUCUGCCGUGCACGUCGAAGCAGCCCACAAUAUCGAAGACCUAGCCGGCGCCCAAGCCGCCCCCGCAGGUAGCGAGACCAAGGAUGAAGAGCACCACAUCGCACAAGAAGAUAAACCCCGCUCGCGCAUUGUCGCAGAGUACCUGGCGCACGGAUACGUGGUGAGCGACAAUGCGAUCAUGAAGGCGAUCCAGCUGGACAAGAAGCAUGGAGUCUCGAGCCGUUUCACGUCGGCGCUCACCAACUUCGAUAAGAAGUACAAUGCCACCGAGCGCGCUAAGGGAAUUGACGAGAACUACCAGAUCUCCAAUAAGGCAGCCUCUGGCUGGCGCGGCCUGAGCUCUUACUUCGAGAAGGCCCUUGAGCACCCCUCCGGUCAGAAGCUGCGUGACUUUUAUGUUCAGACCGAUAAGCAGGUGCGUGAUAUUCACGCUGAGGCUCGUCGUCUGGCAGAUCUGAAGCAGGGUAAGAGUGGUGAGGCUACGCCUGCUGCUACCGCUGAGCCUGAGGCUCCUGCUGCUGCCCCUGCUCCUGCUCAGCCUGAGGCUGCUGCUGCGCCUUCUGAGAAGGUGUAA